AUGGCGAUCAAGGAGAUGAAUUUGGGUGCCUCUAAGGAAGUGAAUUUGUUAGGAAGGAUCAAUCACUUCAACCUGAUAAAGCUGGAAGGUUACUGUGAAAAAGAUGGAUCCUUCCAUCUUGUUUUUGAGUACAUGGAAAAUGAUCCUUGCUAUGUUCACAAGGCCAUAAACACUGAUAAUAUAUUGCUAAAUAAAGAUCUAAGGGCCAAGAUAGCGAAUUUCACUUUGGCUAAAGAAUCAGAUAGAGAAGUAACAAGCUCUUGUUCUUAUUACACAUCACAUGUUGUGGGAACUAGGGGUUAUAUGGCUCCAGAGUAUCUUGAUUCAGGGAGAGUCACAUCGAAGAUGGACGUGUAUGCGUUCGGAGUGGUGCUGUUGGAAUUGAUCACUGGCAAAGAUUCUAUUAUUGUGCAGGAUGAUGGAAGUGAGACGAUGCUUUCAUCAAUCAUAUUGAAUCUCAUUGACAAAGAUGAUGCAGAAGAGAAACUCGGUUUGUUCAUUGAUCCUAGUCUCGUGGGAAACAGUCAGAAGGUCUAUGCAAUUCAGCUAGUUAAGCUAAGCCUAGCAUGCUUGGUUGAAGAACCUUCAAGGAGACCAAACAUGGCAGAAGUGGUCUCGAGUUUGCUUAGAAUAUAUACAGAAAUUGAGACAAGAACGUCACCCUGCCGCAUCAAUGACAGUGGAAGCACGGAGAGGUUAAAUCGUAUAGAGUGUGACGGAGAAAUGAAGAGUGAAGAGUGUGACAGAGAGUAG
This is a messenger RNA of Arachis ipaensis, 753 nucleotides long. NCBI's taxonomy places the organism in Eukaryota, Viridiplantae, Streptophyta, Magnoliopsida, Fabales, Fabaceae. The record is from RefSeq and is a predicted model, not a curated record.